GCUGUGGUCGAGGAGAUGCGCGAGACCGAGCGGGAGCACAUGACGCGCAUUGCCGCGCUGCAGCAGGCCGCCUCCAGCAGCCAGGAGGCCGAGAGGAACCUCCCAGCCUUCGAGGAGAUGGCCAGCCGCUACGCGAACCGCAUAGCGCAGCUCGAGGCCAAGAUCGGCGACCUGACGCGGGAAAAGGAGGACAGCCUCAAGCGGAUCGCCGAGUGGCAGGAACACCUUGUGCGCACCGAACAGCUGGCAGAGCUGACCGUGCAGCAGAACGAGUGCAUCGCCAGGCUGGAGGCGGACAACGAGGAGAUGAAGAGGUCCCAGAAGUCCUCGUUCACCGAGGAGGAAUUGGAAGACCUCGCGAUGACGCUGAAAAGGAGAAAUGUGGAGCUGGAAGACGUCAUCAAGAGGAUGACCGUCAAGGAGCAGGAGCUCCUGGCCACGGUCCGGCGGCUGGAGACCGACAGGGGCAGGCCGACGCCCGGAGAGGAGGAGCUCGAGCGGCUGGCGCUGGACAGCGCGAAGCGCGAGCGCGAGCUGAAGUCGGAGGUCGACAGGCUGCGGCUGGCGGAGCAAGGCCACGCGGCGGAGGUGACCUCCCUGAAGCAGACGCUCAUGUCCAGGAGCUCCGCGCCGGUGGAGCGGGACCUGGAGGGCGUGGCGAAGACGCACGCGGCGAUACUGAGCUGCGAGUCCCUCAUGGGCAAGAUGAAGGCUGUGGAGCAGGAGCAGCUUUCCCAGCUCGCCGGAGGCACUGGGGCCGCCACGCCGGCCACCACCGCCUCCCACGGGGAGCCGCAGGAAGCCGCCGAGGGCGCGGGCGUCGAGGGCCUGGCCCUCGCGCAGGCCCAGCGCAUGGAGGAGAUGGCAAAGGCGCAGGCCCAGCGCAUCGCCGAGCAGGAGGACGAGAUAGGGAAGCUCAGGCUUCCGCCGCGUCCCGUGGUCGAUGCCGCCGUCUGUUCCACCGCCUCCGCCGAUAUGUUCUGA
Molecule: messenger RNA, 984 nt
Organism: Prorocentrum cordatum
Lineage: Eukaryota; Dinophyceae; Prorocentrales; Prorocentraceae
Source: the annotation of a GenBank genome assembly